Messenger RNA from Cuscuta campestris, 929 nucleotides. Lineage: Eukaryota; Viridiplantae; Streptophyta; Magnoliopsida; Solanales; Convolvulaceae. The record is from the annotation of a GenBank genome assembly.
UACCAUACUUGGAGAAUCCUAAUUGAUGGACCUACAUCUAUAUAAACUACCUUGUACACAAUUAUUUCCUUGAGUUGAAAUCAUAAUUCAAUAUGGUAUCAGAGCCUAUUGAUCCGUCUCUUCCUUCUCGAUAAAAAAAAAAAAAAAAAUCGGCCCAGCCGAUCGGCCACCGCCGCCGAUCUCCACCGAUCGGCCAUGGCUGCUCAAACUUCUGAUCCCAUGGAUCGACUGCCUACGGGCUUGAAAUUAUUUGUCCGGAAUCUUCAAUCUCUAACUCCGGUCAAACUAGAUGAUACAAAUUAUCCCUCUUGGUCUGCUACGGUUCGCGCAAACCUCGUCGCUCAUCGUCUCCUCGGAUAUGUUGAUGGUUCAGAAGUGCCUCCUUCACCCCUUAAUUUGGACGAGAAAGCUGCUGCCCCUGGCAAGGAUGCACCGCCAGUUAUGAAACCCAAUCCUGCUUAUGACUCAUGGGUUCUUGUUGAUGCUCAAAUCAGGGCCUGUCUUCUCGCUAUUGUUUCUCCAACUGUUCAGACUCAUAUUCAUGCUCUUCCAUCCUCUGCUGCAAUUUGGAAUCACCUCGAACAACGGUACAAUUCUCUUUCACGUACUCAUAUUUUUCAAUUGAAGGAGCGUCUACAUAGCAUUCAAAAGGGCACUGAUUCCAUGCAAACAUACCUGGACACUGUUCUCACUAUUGUCUCAUCUCUGAAAUUGGCUCAUGAGGACAUCUCUGAACAAGAUAUUAUCCUGACGAGGUACUGGCCGGGGUCGUGGCCGUGGGCCAUAUCGUGGCCGAGGAGGGCCCUCCCGCGGAAGCAGCUACAGCGGCAGAGGAGGCCGGCUGCCUUCCUACCGCGAGGAACCGCGAGGUCGCGGUGGUGGACGUGGGGCCGACAUCACAUGUCAACUGUGUGGUAAGACCGGUCAUG